UGAUAGUGGUGGAAGUGAUGGUGGUGGAGGUGAUGGUGGUGGAAGUGAUGGUGGUGAAAGUGAUGGUGGUGAUGAUGUUGGUUGUGGUGGAAGUGAUGGUGGUGGCGAAAGUGAUGGUUGUGGUGAAAGUGAUGAUGUUGGUUGUGGUGGAAGUGAUGGUGGUGGUUGAAAUGAUGGUGGUAGAGGCGAUGGUGGUAAUGAUGAUAGUGAUAAUGACGGAUGGUGGUAAUGAUGUUGAUUGCGAUGACUGAUGAUGAGAUGUUGGUGGUGAUAAUGAUGGUGGUGGUGAUAAGGAUGAUGGUGGUAGUAAAAGUCAUGAUGGUGAUGCUCAUGAUGGUCUUGUGGCAUUGAUAGUGGUAAAUAUUACUGAUAAUGUAAAUCUUCCACUUGAUGUAGAUAAAAGAUUUGCGGAAAAUGGUGCAGUGGAGUUCAUCUUUUCAAGUUCAGCGAAUUUACGACCAGGUAAGGGUUCCUAUCAUUAUACAACUAUUACUGUGUGUUUCAUACAUUUACUUUGUGAGAAGAGUACUACUCUCCCGCUAUACCCUUGUUUCUUCACGUAACAUUGAAUUAAGGUGGCUGCUACUGGAUGAUGACAUCACAUCUGCAGAUAAUAGAUUUGUCAUUUAGAAUUUACAUCCAGCUUCUUUACAUGCAGAAAAUAUAAAGCCAUGGUGGAGAUUUGCCUCGGUAACUGAAGCGGAAACUAAACGAGUUACAACCUAUGACAGCAUUAAUAGUUUCGGCUUCGGCAGAUAACACAACCUCGGCCUCGAUAAUUUUAGAUAUUUACCUUAGUUCUAGGUAGAGCAGUUUAGAUUAGAAUGUUAGGGUUUGUAAUCCAAGUGAGAAUAUAUACAUAAUAUGUAUCUUAAUAUGUAUAUAUUCUCACUUGGAUUACAAACCCUAACAUUCUAAUAUUAAUUCCACCAAGUGAAGUGCAGAAUCCAUCAUUGAAGUCCACCUUAUCACAAUCCGCACACCCGAUUACCUAUAUAUACAUGAACUUAGGAUUACAGCUCAACAGCUGGCCUCUGUAGCUCAGUUGGUCAGAGCGCCGCACCGGAAUCACGGGGCCGUAGGUUCAAUUCCUACCAGAGGAGCUUGUGCUGCAUUUUUCGCAGUCGUUCCUGGUUAGGUCUUAAAAUGUAUAUAUUCUCACUUGGAUUACAAACCCUAACAUUCUAAUAUUAAUUCCACCAAGUGAAGUGCAGAAUCCAUCAUUGAAGAGCAGUUUAGAACCGUCCUAGAGAUAUCUAGUAUAAAGGUCCAUUUUCACUCAGGGAAAUUUUCCGCAGAAAGAAAAUUUUGUAAAAUGUUAUUGGCCGACACAAAUUUUCCUUGGGAAAGAAUUUUAACAAUGAUAUUUUUGGAAAAUUUGCUGUCCGUGGAAAUUUUUCUCGAGUGGAAAAUGGGCCUUGAGGGAUGCCCUUAUUGGAUCGCGGGGAGGAACAGUCUAGAACUAGUAUAACUAUCUAGUAUGAAUAUAUUGUAAAACGACCUCUUUAUUCGUUGUAAUUAUAUAGCAACACGCGGAAUCGUCGAGGCCGUUAGGGGGACAGCUUGAUUAGAUCCACAACAAGUAAAACUUCAAUACGUAUAUCUUUCUUAAUAUCUUUUAAUGUUCCCCCAGUGCGUGCUAUGUUCCAAUUCUCUCGAAUGAAUGUGCGUAUCGAUAUCUAUUUACAUAAGACAAUGUUCAUUGUUCAUUGUGCAUUGUCCAUAGGUGCGUGCGCAUCCUAAUCUUAAUAACCAAACAAAGUUCAAAGGUUCACAUAACAAAGAUCAAUGGUGCUCUUACAAUAUAAAGCCAGUUUAGUUGAGGUUUCUCCCCUUGUACUUCAGUGAACUGAAUAUUCAGUUGUACAACUUUUAGCAAUGUUCUUUUAGUUUAUGUUUCGUGCUUUUGUAACAAUUUAUUUUAAUGUAACUCCUGUUCUACAUCGUAUAGGGACGGCAGUUGGUGACACAAUGAACGAAUUACAAUUUUCUGUUCGUCGCAAAAGGAUCAAAUCUUUCCAAUCAACCGAUUCCUUGGAUAAAUGGCGAGAAUUUGACGCCAUUGAUGAGGGAGAGGGGAUGGAACUCACAGGUACAUAUAUAGGUUCUUGAGGGAUAAUACAGGACACUGUUCUGUGUAUAAAGUUGGUUGCAGACAUGUGUACGUGCUACAAAUUCAAUUUUACAAUAUAACAAGUUCAAUGGACCUUUCCCCAAUUAACCAAAAUUUUGAACUCAACAAGUCUAGACAAAAAUUUCAUCACAGCUUGAAAGAGCAUCACAAAAUUAGUAAUAUUCCAAAGUUUCGUUGCAAAAUGUUGUAAAAUGCGGAUAAUAUAGCCUUGCGAAGUUUACAAUUUUCAGUCAUUUUAGAUUACAAACGGGAAAUGGUUACCACUUCUGUGCGUAAUACAAAAUGACUGAAAAUUACAAACUUCGCAAGGCUAUAUUAUCCGCAUUUUACAACAUUUUGCAACGAAACUUUGGAAUAUUACUAAUUUUGUGAUGCUCUUUCAAGCUGUGAUGAAAUUUUUGUUUAGGCUAAUUAAGAUCAAAAUUUUGGAAAAGUGGUAACCAUUUCCCGUUUGUAAUCUAAAUGACUGAAAAUUGCAAAUUUCGCAAGGCUAUAUUAUCCGCAUUUUACAACAUUUCGCAACGAAACUUUGGAAUAUUACUAAUUUUGUGAUGCUCUUUCAUGCCAUGAUGGAAUUUUGUCUAGACUUGUUGAGAUCAAAAUUUUGGUUAAUUGGGGAAUGGUCCAUGCAUUUUAUAACAUUUAUUGAGUAUUCCGCUAUACAUGACUAAACAAUAAAUAUGGUACAACACAUAUGUUACAAAACGACAAGACAAUUAGUAGAUAAACUCAAACGGAUGAGCAAAAACGGGACAAGAACAAGAUUUUGGGGGAAAUAGUGGGGGAGGUAGAAAAAUUUAGGGGAGGUGCAGAGACCCCCAUGGAAAGUUCGGGCUUGGAACUGGCCAAAAUCAACAACAUGACGUAUGACUGUACAACUCAUCCAAUUUUGUAUGCCCUUCAUUACAAUUGCUACAAAGUUUCGUUCAAAACAUUGCAUUAAAAGGGCAUUUGACACAUAGAUGAAUGACUAUCACUGUUUCAAUUUUACAGAAAAACUUUCUUGUGGAGUGUAGCCCUAAACAACCAAAAAAUGUCAAAUUUUCACUUUGAUCUAUCAUUGAAACUUUCCCAAGGGGAGGUCCAUCACUUUUCAGGGGAGGUGCAAAAGCCAAAAUGAUCUCAGGGGAGGUGAGGUGCGCGCCUCCCCACACCUCCCCCCCAAAAAAAAACCCAACUUUAAAUAUAACUAAAGAUAGGAUAAAGCGACUAAAUGGGCCUUAAAUAUACGAAUUUAUACAUAUACUGUACAUACUGCAAACUUCAAGGAGCCGAACGAACCCCAAAAGUGAUACUCUGCAACCAAAAACAGUUCAUAAGCGAUUACAGAAUAACACCACAUCAGUCAUAAACGCAUAGACGACGUGUACACAACAAUUACUGAUAGCUAAGUCUUAUGGCAAGGACAGUCACGAGUCGACGACCACGUACAGACCAUGUCAAUGUCAUAAACGGAACUAACUAAGAUACAUUUUAAUAGAAUAUGGACGGCUAGUGAAAAUGUCAGGUGAAAUCAGGUCUUUCCAAUUCUAUUAAAGUACGAUGAUUGGAAGGUGUUAGUUUUGCAGAGUUGACUUUUGGGUCUAUCCAGUGUGUUAUCAGAUCAGUUCACGCGAGUCUUGGAAGGCCAUUAUAGGCCGUGGGCUGUUGUGCAAAAAAGUGCCUAGAAAAGCAAUUUCGUGGCACCCUCCUGGGAAAUAGAUUUUCUGUGGUUUAAUUCAUAGAACCAUAGAUGCUUAAUUACCACAAAAAGUUCCCAAGCAAAAAACCUGCCCAACACCGAGAAAAUGCGUGAUCAAUUAUUAUUCUCUAUUAAAUUGUAUUACAGCAAGAAAAUGUAAAAUUUUGUAUUCAAUUACAACAAAAAUGACUUGCAUUGUCAGAAAGCUUACAAAAACCUACAUAUAAGACGUUUAAACAGUUUUUUAUAUCUAUAAUUGUUUUCGAGUUAUACGCUGUCAAAAACGCGUUUUUGACCUAGUACCCAGUCCUUAUUGCGACAUUUUCCAAUUUUCACAUUUAAAACAGCAAUACCAAAUACUAUUUGAAAAAUCAAAAAACUGUUUAAAAGUCUUAUAUGCGGUUUUUUGUACGUUUUCCGAUGAUGCAAGUCAUUUUUAUUGUAAUUGAAUACAGAAUUUCCCAUUUUUUUUGCUGUAAUACAAUUUAAUAGAGGAUAAUCAUUGAUCACCCAUUUUCUUGGGAUUGGGCAACUUUUUUGCUUGGGAACUUUUUUUGGUAGUGAUGUACCUAUAUGCCUUUCAAAUAAACCCCAAAGCAAGUAUUUCCCACAUGGGUGCCACGAAGCGAAAUAAUUUUGGCCAACAGCCCACGGCCUAUUACUGUGAACAGAGUAACAGACGUAAAACAUGACGUCAUUAUUCCGCUUCGGCGCAAGAAUUGCUAUAACCAAAAAUAAAACUGCAACACCCCACUCCUUGUCACCCUUUCGAGAGGCAUUUCACGACUACACUACCACUGGUUAGUGUUGAGGUUUGAAUAUUUCUAUUUUAUCAGAUAUGAAAUCGUGA
Messenger RNA from Paramuricea clavata, 4665 nucleotides. NCBI's taxonomy places the organism in Eukaryota, Metazoa, Cnidaria, Anthozoa, Malacalcyonacea, Plexauridae. The record is from the annotation of a GenBank genome assembly.